This is a messenger RNA of Closterium sp. Naga37s-1, 1380 nucleotides long. NCBI's taxonomy places the organism in Eukaryota, Viridiplantae, Streptophyta, Zygnematophyceae, Desmidiales, Closteriaceae. The record is from the annotation of a GenBank genome assembly.
AUGGCGCGUCUGGCUUUCCUCGUCGCAUCUCUGUCAGUGCUUCUGGUGGUGGCUUCUGCUGAGAAGCCAACCCUUCAGACUGGACCCAGCAACCCGACGGUCAACGUCGAUCAAGCCAAGGGCGCUAAUGGCGUUGUGACGAACGUUCCUACUAGCGUUGAAAAGGCGGCGGAAGACGGCAAGCUGGCUUCAUUGAAGGGAACGACCGUCGGCAUGGACGCGAUCGGCAAGGGCGCGUGCACUCCUUCUAACUGCUCCUUCGGUGGCAUCCCCGCCAAGUGGAAGACGUCGAACCUGCUCAAGAACAAGCUGGGUGUGGAGGUGUACGUGAAGGGCAACCCUCUGACGAUCAAGAAGGCUUCCCCGCAGACGUGCUGCAACUCGUGCGCGGGUUACCCUGGCUGCACGUACUGGCAGUACAUCCCCGACAUUACCAUCGACGGCAAGAAGUCGGACGGCGCGUGCUACCUGGUGCACGACAACAUUGACUUCACGUGCGGUGAGAUGACGGCGCAGUACGCGACGGACUCGAAGCCCAUUCAGCUGCAGGUGCGCACGGGCGGCGAGUGCAACCCCUCGUCGAAAAUCGUCAACGACCCGCAUCUGGUGGGCGCGUACGGGACGCACUUCGACUUCAACGGGCGCCCCGACAAGGCGUUCUGCCUGCUGGCCGACAAGGACCUCCACAUCAACAUGCUGCUGCGCGGGUACUAUUCGGACGAUACGGAGAACGCGGCGCUGGUGGUGGACGGCAAGGCCGUGCACACGUGGAUCAAGGAGCUCGGCAUCGUGUGGUUCGCCAACGGCGCCGACCACAAGGUGCGUCUGGCGGCGCGCGGCGGCAAGCAGCAGGAGCGCGGGGACGGAUUCAUGAAGACGAUCGAGAUCGACGGCAAGCAGAUGCCCAAGAUGAGCGUCGGCGACGAGGUGACGACCGAGGGCGGCCUGACUCUGCGAUUCGCGGCCCUGGAGAAGGAGGGUCCCUAUGACGUGGAUUACUACACCCUCGUCAUCGAUGGCCUCGUGGGUCUCGACCUGAGGCUGCGCGUCGCCAACCCCAAACUGCAGACGCCCAACGACGCCGAGGCGCACAUCAACGUCGGGAUUGUCGAGCUGGAGCACACCGACGACGUGCACGGCGUGCUCGGCCAGACGUACCGCCCCGACCACGCGGAGCGCGCCGCCAACUUCCAGAAGCUGAUCGCGAACCUGCACCGUCCGAUCUCGGCGGAAAGCGAGGAGGGCGCUGGGUUCCUCGACGGCACUCCCCGCAUGUACGAGUCUAGCUCCGUGCUCUCCGUGGACUGCGCGUAUACCGAGUACCACCGCGCCAAGCAGCUGAGCCCCGUGCAGCAGUACGAGAUGGAGCCCCUCAACUAG